Lindgomyces ingoldianus is the source of this 1040-nucleotide messenger RNA. Its product is annotated as GINS complex, PSF2 component. The transcript has 3 exons. Gene Ontology annotation, biological process: DNA replication; double-strand break repair via break-induced replication. The coding region runs from base 1 to 729 and encodes 242 amino acids. The record is from RefSeq and is a predicted model, not a curated record. Lineage: Eukaryota; Fungi; Ascomycota; Dothideomycetes; Pleosporales; Lindgomycetaceae. Gene Ontology annotation, cellular component: nucleus; GINS complex.
AUGGCAUUGCCGCUUCCACCGGGAUUGACUCCCCCGGAGAUUGCAUUUCUGUGCGAGAUGGAGCUUGUUACGGUUAUACCGCGCCAAAGACUCGAAGGACUCGAAUUGCUUGGAGGACCUUCACCACCGCUCAACCCACCGCACAGAACGUCUCUCCCACUCUGGCUCGCCCUACUCCUCAAACGCCAACGCCGCGCCAACAUCAUCCCUCCGCCAUGGCUCUCCCCGCACUCCCUGACUGCGAUUCUUGACCAUGAGACUGAGCAUGCAGAUGCUUUCUCUCCCCCUCCCCGAUUACCGUCCCCACCACCCAACAAUACACUACCAUUCUCCCCGCCAUUCCUUCCGAGCUCGACAGCGGAGGCAGCGCCAGACGCAUUACCGUAUCAUUGGCUAGAGCUUGGUGAGAUGCUGUUGGAGGCUGCGGCGGAUGAUUUCGAAGACCCCGAUAAUGUGCGAAAGUUGCUAAGGGGCUUGAGAGAAGUGCGAAUGGCAAAGCUGAGGAAAGGCGUAGGGGUUCUGGAUGCUGGAGGUGGAGUUAGAAUGAACGGGGUUGGGGGGAUGGAGGUUGGAGAAGGGAGAGCAUUUGUAGGAGGUGUUAUUGAUGGACUAAGAAAGAUCGCAGCGUCACGCGAGCAACAGCGAAAAGACCGAGACCGAGAAGAAAGAGAAAAUGGAUACUCUGGAACUGUAGGAGAUGACGAUGACGACGAAAUGGACAUGCAGUGAGUUGGGGUAUCACAUUGACCAUGCAACAUGCAUGGACAUCCGGAUCCAUUGCCUGGAAAUGGCGAUACCCCAGAUCCAAGAUUGUGUCUUCGUUGGAAACAAGAGGUGGAAAGUUCAAGAGGUUUCCUUCAGGUGAAAUGCUUAUUCACGUACUCGAGAUCGGUAUCUAAGAAGUUCACAUCUACAAGACCACCAUCUAACGAUGCAACUUCAUUGAACACCUAAGGGCGGAUAUCUAAGGACGCUUGCUUGAAGGGACGUUCUUCCAAUUCAUUCCACGAACACCGGAGCGUCCUAAAUCAUCUAUUAGC